AUGGAGGCAGCGAGUUCCUCAUCAAGUUCUUCCGCAAGGCCACCUGCCACGAGCACCGGCACUCCCGGCGCCAGCGCUGGCGCCCGGCGGCAGAACCCCGUGCUGUCAGAGCAGCAGAUCCACAUGCUGAAGCAGGAUCCCUGGCUCAACAAGGACAUUGAAGCGCUGGGACCUCUCUCUCGCUCCGGGGGAUGGGAUGGGAACCGCUGGGACCUGGGAGGUGCGGCAUGUUUGGGAGCAAAGACUGUGGGCUUUCAAAGAACCCAUGUUUUUUUUUUUUUUAAAUUAGGCAUACAGUAG
Molecule: messenger RNA, 300 nt
Organism: Durusdinium trenchii
Lineage: Eukaryota; Dinophyceae; Suessiales; Symbiodiniaceae
Source: the annotation of a GenBank genome assembly